AUGCGACCCUCUCCCGUGCUCGACGAUAUCUCUCCAUCCCAUUUCUCGCGCACGCCUGCACACGAACCUCCCAGUGACGUCUUAUGCAAUAUCGAAACGAUCCCGUAUCCAUCCGAGAAGUCCUCCGGCUCCGCCUCCACAUGCAUCUUGCGCUACAUAUUCGAGAGCUCAUCGGUUCUCAAAGCAUCGGACGCGGCUCCCAGCCACUGCGGGCACAUGCGACGCAUGUCGAAGAUGCCCUGCCUUCCCAACGCGAAGAGCUUGGAGCGCCACCCACUUCCGCAAGGCGAGGUAAAGCGCAAGCUGCACGCUCUGGACUCGGACGACACGGGGGGCGCCGAGGAGGACGCAGCAGGGGUCGGAAGGAACGAGCUCGUGGAAUUGUCCGUUGAUGUACAGGGCUGCGGGCUGCGCGAGCGCCAGGCGAACGCCGUUCUCGGCUCCUUAAAGAGAAGUACUGCAGGCGGAGACUCCGUCCCCCUCGAGUCGUUUGCGGCUAUUUGCCCCGCGUCCGCUCUGCACACGCUGUCUGCCUUCGCUCCCCGCUCCCCGCUGCCCUCAACCCCUCUUCCUCCUCCGCUUCCCUCCGCUUGUGUACGGUCCCGGAAAGCCCCAGACGACCCACUGCUCAUCGACCCAAUCACACACGUCGACAAGAACGUCCGCGACACGUCAUAAACCAGCGGAAGACUUGAGGUAAGCCAUUACAAUCUUUUUUGUUUAUGCAGCCCGUUGCACCGGCGUACUGGGGCGCUCGCAUAGCACACGCACGGUGGCGAGUGCGGACGUGAUGCCAGGUCGCGUUCUGCGAGCAGCGCGCCCGAGGACGGGGAGAGGGUCCGAGUGCUGAUUUGUUGUAUCGCGUGCGCUGUGUGCGUGGAAUAUGACGGGCUCGCGACUCGAAGGUGCCCGACUGUGCUGAUGAGCCCGAUGUGUUGUCCACACUCGAGAGCCAGCCGAUGACGGCUCAGUUUGGUCAAGGGGCCGUUCCCCAUGACCCUGGGGAUGUCCGUACACGGACACGAGGUCCCGUGAGACCGAGUCAGACAUGCCGAGUGCUACGCAUCCUUCGGGAGGUGUGUGGGCGGGACCUCGCUCCCGUAAAAAUGUGUCCGCGCACGGUUCCGAAAAGUCACGGCGGGCAGGUCUUUGACUUUUGGGGACUCGUCCGAGAGCUGGGAAUUUGUGCUCGAACGAGCCGGCGGCGGCGUUGGGGACACGUUCUGCGUGGCGGCAAGG
This is a messenger RNA of Trametes versicolor FP-101664 SS1, 1239 nucleotides long. RefSeq lists its product as uncharacterized. Lineage: Eukaryota; Fungi; Basidiomycota; Agaricomycetes; Polyporales; Polyporaceae. The record is from RefSeq and is a predicted model, not a curated record. The transcript has 5 exons. The coding region runs from base 1 to 678 and encodes 225 amino acids.